AAAAAAGGAAGCCUUUUUAUCAGAAGAAUCCGUAAACCAUUAUUUUCUUACCCAUUCUCUUCGUCUCCAACAUCUCAUCAGGAUGUUAUCGUCAGUAGGGAUGAUAUGCAGCUGCUCUUACAAACCCUCUACUCCAACAAGUUUCCAUGGUGACUCACUCCCUUCCAACCCCCACACCUUUAAUUUCAACCUACCCAAGCUCUCUGCUCACCCUAAACUUAUCCAUGGUUCCACAACAUUUCGGAACCGCGCUCCUGCUAUAGCGGCGGCAGCGGAAACAAUUGCAACAGAAACGCCCCUAGAAUCUGAGAAGCUGGGAGUGGUUGUGAAACCGAUGGAGAAACCAAGGUUAGUGUUGAAGUUCAUCUGGAUGGAGAAAAACAUCGGUUUAGCACUAGACCAAGUGAUUCCAGGAUACGGGAGUAUUCCAGUAAGUCCUUACUAUUUUUGGCCAAGGAAAGAUGCUUGGGAAGAGCUUAAAGUGAUGCUCGAGAGUAAGCCAUGGAUUUCUCAAAAGCAGGUGAUUAUUCUUCUUAAUCAAGCUACUGAUAUCAUUAACUUGUGGCAGCAGAGUGGUGGUGAUAUACACGCCGUCCUCCUCCGAUCUUCGACCAACGCUGUCUUCAACCCUCUAAAACGAAAUCCGCUAAAAACCUUGCUAAUUUUUCCCUGGCCCGCGAAGCACACAUUGAAAGAGCAAUAUUCGACGCCGUUUCCGGCGUGUGCUAUACUGUUUCAAUCUCAGCUUAAGACUACUAUAAUACAACAGCUCUGA
Molecule: messenger RNA, 775 nt
Organism: Lactuca virosa
Lineage: Eukaryota; Viridiplantae; Streptophyta; Magnoliopsida; Asterales; Asteraceae
Source: the annotation of a GenBank genome assembly